Messenger RNA from Phaethon lepturus (White-tailed tropicbird), 1487 nucleotides. Its product is annotated as sestrin-3-like. The transcript is spliced from 8 exons. The record is from RefSeq and is a predicted model, not a curated record. Lineage: Eukaryota; Metazoa; Chordata; Aves; Phaethontiformes; Phaethontidae. Gene Ontology annotation, biological process: cellular response to leucine starvation; negative regulation of TORC1 signaling; cellular response to L-leucine. Gene Ontology annotation, cellular component: nucleus. Gene Ontology annotation, molecular function: L-leucine binding; oxidoreductase activity, acting on peroxide as acceptor. The annotation marks the transcript as partial.
GUAGUGAAGAUGUCCAGCAGUGACCCCGAGCGCCCUCAGUUCCUCUUUGUGAAGGUGCUGGCAAGCCGGGGGCGGCUGGAGGCGGUGACCCAGCAGAUGGGCUACCACCCACAGUACCUCGACAGUUUCCUCAAGACGCAGCACUAUCUGAUGCACAUGGACGGCCCACUGCCCUUCGACUGCCGGCACUACAUUGCCAUCAUGGCAGCUGCCCGGCACCAGUGCCGGUACCUGGUGAACCUGCACGUGCUGCAGUUCUUGCGGGCAGGGGGUGAUCCCCAGUGGCUGCGUGGCCUCGACUUCAUCCCCCCCAAACUCCGCAACCUCAAUGAGAUCAACAAGAUCCUGGCACACCGGCCAUGGUUGAUCACCAAGGAGCACAUUGAGAAGCUGCUAAAAAUCAGUGAGUGGAGCUGGUCACUGGCGGAGCUGGUGCAUGCUGUUGUUGUCCUGGCGCACUGCCAUGCGCUCGCCAGCUUUGUCUUCGGCUGUGGCUGCGAGCAGGACGAUGGGCCGGGGGGCCGAGGCUUGCUGAAGCCCUUGUCGCCCGGGAACCAGUGCUUCUGUGAAGCCACCGCCAGCAAUGGUUGCAGCCAGGAGCUGCUGCGCAUCAACCGCAAGCGGUCCUUGGACUCCUGCAUGGAGCUGGAUUCCCUCCGGGAACGCAUGCAGCGGAUCCACGUGGAGACUGAGGACAGGGAGGAGACAAGGCUGCUGCAGCAGGACCGAGAGGAAGAUACUGACGGGGAAGUCACCAGUGCCACCAACCUUGCAUGCUACAUGCAGGACCCUGACUUUGGAUACCAGGACUUUGCCCGGCGCGACGAGGAUCAGACGCAGGUAUUCAGAGUCCAGGAUUACUCCUGGGAAGACCAUGGCUUCUCACUGGUUAACCGUCUCUACUCCGACAUCGGGCAUCUCCUGGAUGAGAAGUUUCGGAUGGUGGAUGGUCUGCAAAGCAGUGCCAUGGCCAAGCGGCAGGGCUGUGAACCCUCCGUCUUCAAGCGGGGCAUCUGGAACUACAUCCACUGCAUGUUUGGCAUUAGGUACGAUGACUACGACUACGCAGAAGUGAAUCAGCUCCUGGAGCGAAUGCUCAAAGUUUACAUUAAAACUGUAACCUGCUACCCAGAGAAAACAAACUCAGAAAUGUUUGACAGGUUCUGGAAGCAGUUCAAGCACAGUGAAAAGGUCCACGUGAAUCUGCUCAUCCUGGAAGCCCGAAUGCAGGCAGAGCUGCUGUACGCGUUGCAGGCCAUCACCCAAUACAUGAUCUCCUAGAUGGUGGGGAGCUGUGCUGCGGCAGGGCCGGGCAGCACCCUCUUAUCCCUGGACUUGUGCGUGACCCAUCAUGCUGGGACGGACAGCAAGGGAUUACUCAAUUUAGUUUACUUGACUGUCUUGUUCCUUCCCCCCCUCCCCCCCCCGCCCCGAUGUGGGGCUUGCUGAGUGGCCCCAUUACGUGCAAUUACCAAACUGUGAGGCAA